ACAAACAACCCAAACAUAGAAAUGGAAAACUCUUCCGUUGUCAUGCUGUUAACUCUUUCCGGUUUGGACUUUCCUCUGAAGUAUAGAAGUGCUGUGUUCGUGCUGACUCUGCUGUGGUACUGUCUGAUUCUGAUUGGAAACAUCACCAUAGUCUCUGUCAUCGUGGUUGAUAAAAACCUCCACGAGCCAAUGUACAUCUUCCUGAGUAACCUCUGCAUCAACUCCCUGUACGGCACCGUCGGCUUCUACCCCAAGUUCCUGCUGGACCUGCUGUCGACCCACGUCAUCUCCCACGCUGGCUGCAUGCUGCAGGGUUACGUCAUACACUCGUCCGUGUGCGCUGACUUUACCAUGUUGGCCCUCAUGGCGUACGACAGGUACGUGGCCAUAUGUCACCCCCUCACCUACCACUCGUUCAUGAGCAAACAGAGGAUCUCGGCCCUGGUGCUGGUCACGUGGCUCGUGCCCCUGCUCUCCAUGUUCAUGAACACGGCCACGCUCCUGGGCUCCAGGCUGUGCGGCUCCUACAUCAACAAGGUCUACUGUGUGAACUGGAUGAUGGUGAAACUCGCCUGCGCGUCCCCGCCGGGGAACGCGGCGGUGACGUAUUUUAAUAUAUGUUUGUAUUGUGUGCUCUUGGUCUUUAUUGUGUGGACGUACGUGCGUCUGAUAAGAACGUGUCUGGUGUCGUUAGAAAACCAGAGGAGGUUCAUGAACACGUGUGUCCCACAUUUGAUUUCUCUGUUCACCUUCAGCGUCAGCGUGCUGUUGGAUGUUCUCUACAUGAGGUUCGGGUCCGUCGACAUAUCCAUGGACCUGAAUAAUUUCAUGGCCAUGGAGUUUUUAAUCAUCCCACCAGCUGUGAACCCGUUAUUGUACGGAUUCAAACUCGCCAAAAUACGGCGAACAAUUAUAAAUGUCGUGUUGAUUAGACGGAAGCCUGCGGUGUGUGCGCUCCAGGGUUCGAAACCCUGAUGAGCUCUGAUUGGACAGACACAGUAAACAUUGAAUAUAUUUUUCUUUUUCAGUGGUUCUUAAUGUUUUUCUGAUAAUUAUAUUUGAAACAAAUGAAAAGUAAAAUCAAGUCAAAAAGUUCUCAGACGGUUUAUUUCGAUUUCACUGUAAUUACCAGUUGUUUACACAGGAUGUAUUUGUGUUGAACUGCGUUGAACCUUCUGUUCUGAGAGCAAACUAUAAUGUUUUACCUAAGUUGUGAAUCUAUUCAGAUUCUCUCAGCAGGUUUUGAUUUAUGGCCUCAGUUAUUUUUCUUUACAAAAACUGAAAAAAAGGCCUGGAUUCCAAUAGAAAAAUACUAAAGUACUUGGUGAAAAUCCUUUCAAAUAUUCUCUGGCAUAUAUUUCAUUUUGUUUUGAUGUCUUAUUUAUUGCACUAACAAAGUCGUCCUUCUAUGAACUGUUUCUUGCAGUGAUUCAUCAUUUAACAAACGAAACAUCUGUAAUCAAUUUGUUUUAAAUCAAUCAGAUUCAAUCCAAAAAAAAAAAAAAAUCAAACAUUUCUCCACAUUAAAAUAUAAUUCAAACACCCAGAGGCCGGCCUGGUUCUAAUGUUCUCAUGAAUUCAUCACACUGACAAGAGACAGAGCGCCAUCUACUGAAACAUGAAAAUAAAAACGACUAAAAGUCCAACAUGUAAUAAAGUGCAGUGUAUUUAUUUUUAGUUGACAACAAAAUAUCAACCAGCACCGACCAAACCGUGAUGAUGUAAAUCAGUGGCUGGAUUAGAAAUCGCUGCAUCAUCAAUAACAGCAGGUAGAGGUCAGUGUUUCUCACCUGUUUUAUUUUUUGUGACUAAAACAAAUGAUUGAAUUAUUGAUAUGGAAAAAAGUCAAGAAAAAAAACCCCAAAACUUCAUGACGGUUCAU
Messenger RNA from Cynoglossus semilaevis (tongue sole), 1882 nucleotides. RefSeq names its product olfactory receptor 11A1-like. The record is from RefSeq and is a predicted model, not a curated record. The transcript has a single exon. NCBI's taxonomy places the organism in Eukaryota, Metazoa, Chordata, Actinopteri, Pleuronectiformes, Cynoglossidae. Gene Ontology annotation, biological process: G protein-coupled receptor signaling pathway; detection of chemical stimulus involved in sensory perception of smell. Bases 22 to 975 code for a protein of 317 amino acids. Gene Ontology annotation, cellular component: membrane. Gene Ontology annotation, molecular function: odorant binding; G protein-coupled receptor activity; olfactory receptor activity.